AACUUAAAAAUGAGAACUACUAAGGUGGCACAAGACACUGUUUUAGCAUUCAGAUUGCCACUAACUAUUAUGUGUUGAAAAGGUAACAAACAAUGCACAUUGGCUUUUUCCCUCAUUCUUGUUCCUUCCCCUUUCUUAUCUUUUUUCUCUUGAGACCAAAAAAAAAAAGUCAGUCUCAUGUACUCCAGGAAGACUGACUUGGAACCCCUAAUCCUCCUGUCUUUGCGGUCUGUACCACCCGCCAUACCUAUUCUACUGGCAGCAAUGGAGACAGAAGAAUAAAAACAGAUGACUCAGAAAACCUAUAGUCAAGCUCUGCCCUACUAUAUGACCUUGAUUGGAUUCAUCUACCAGUUCUUUGAUUUGAUAAUUCUCUGAGUUUCACCAGUAAUGCCACUCAGUUGCCAAUAUCAAGCAAGCGCAUAUAAGACACUUGUAAUCUUUUAAGAAAAGUAGUACUUCUCUUCACAGUAUCUGGCGGAUCAACACUGGAGGGUGAGGUGUCAGCUUCCAGAAAGAUCAUCAUGAAGUUAUAUGUGUUUCUGGUUAACACCGGAACCACGCUGACAUUUGACACUGAGCUAACUGUGCAAACUGUGGCUGAUCUUAAGCAUGCCAUUCAAAGCAAAUACAAGAUUGCUAUUCAGCACCAGGUUCUGGUGGUCAAUGGAGGAGAAUGCAUGGCUGCAGAUCGAAGAGUGUGUACUUACAGCGCUGGGACGGACACAAAUCCAAUUUUUCUUUUUAAUAAAGAAAUGAUCUUAUGUGACCGUGCACCUGCUAUUCCUAAAGCUACCUUUUCAACAGAAAAUGACAUGGAAAUAAAAGUUGAAGAGUCUCUUAUGAUGCCUGCAGUUUUCCACACUGUUGCUUCAAGGACACAGCUUGCAGUGGAAAUGUAUGACGUUGCCAAGAAGCUCUGCUCUUUCUGUGAAGGGCUUGUCCAUGAUGAACAUCUUCAGCACCAAGGCUGGGCUGCAAUCAUGGCCAAUCUGGAGGACUGUUCAAAUUCAUACCAAAAACUUCUUUUCAAGUUUGAAAGUAUUUAUUCUGAUUAUCUUCAAUCCAUAGAAGACAUCAAGUUAAAACUUACUCAUUUAGGAACUGCUGUUUCAGUAAUGGCCAAGAUUCCACUAUUGGAGUGCCUAACCAGACAUAGUUACAGGGAAUGUUUGGGAAGACCGGAUUCUUUGAAUGAACAUGAAGGCUCAGAGAAAGCUGAGAUGAAAAGAUCUACUGAACUGGUGCUCUCUCCUGAUAUGCCUAGAACAACGAACACAUCCUUGGUAACCUCAUUUCACAAGUCAAUGGAGCAUGUAGCUCCAGAUCCCACCGGUACUGAACGUGGCAAAGAACUUAGGGAAUCUUGUCAAAGUACUGUCCAGCAAGAAGAAGCUUCAGUGGAUGCUAAAGACAGUGAUCUGCCUUUUUUUAAUGUUUCUUUGUUAGACUGGAUAAAUGUUCAAGAUAGACCCAAUGAUGUGGAAUCUCUGGUCAGGAAGUGCUUUGAUUCUAUGAGCAGGCUUGACCCAAAGAUUAUUCAACCAUUUAUGUUAGAAUGCCAUCAAACUAUUGCCAAACUUGAUAAUCAGAAUAUGAAAGCCAUUAAAGGGCUUGAAGAUCGGCUGUAUGCCUUGGACCAGAUGAUUGCUAGCUGUAGCCGGCUGGUAAAUGAACAGAAAGAGCUUGCUCAGGGAUUUUUAGCUAAUCAGAUGAGAGCUGAAAACUUGAAGGAUGCAUCUGUGUUACCUGAUCUGUGUCUGAGUCAUGCAAAUCAACUAAUGAUUAUGUUGCAAAACCACAGAAAACUGUUGGAUAUUAAACAGAAGUGCACCACUGCCAAACAAGAGCUAGCAAACAAUCUCCACGUCAGACUGAAGUGGUGUUGUUUUGUGAUGCUUCAUGCUGAUCAAGAUGGAGAAAAACUGCAGGCACUGCUCCGCCUUGUAAUAGAGCUGUUAGAAAGAGUCAGAAUUGUUGAGGCUCUUAGUACAGUUCCUCAGAUGUAUUGCCUAGCUGUUGUUGAGGUUGUAAGAAGAAAAAUGUUCAUUAAACACUACAGAGAGUGGGCUGGUGCUUUAGUCAAAGACGGAAAACAACUAUAUGAAGCUGAAAAGUCAAAAAGGGAAUCCUUUGGGAAAUUAUUUAGGAAGUCCUUUUUAAGAAAUCGUCUGUUUAAAGGACUGGACUCCUGGCCUUCCUCAUUUUGUACUCAGAAGCCUCGAAAAUUUGACUGUGAACUUCCAGAUAUAUCAUUAAAAGAUUUACAGUUUCUUCAAUCAUUUUGUCCUUCAGAAGUGCAGCCAUUCCUCAGGGUCCCCUUACUUUGUGACUUUGAACCUCUACACCAGCAUGUACUUGCCCUACAUAAUUUGGUAAAAGCAGCACAAAGUUUGGAUGAAAUGUCACAGACUAUUACAGAUCUCCUAAAUGAACAAAAGGUAUCCACAAGUCAGGCAUCCCCACAGUCAGCUGCUUCUCCAAGAAUAGAAAGUACAACAGGCAUUACAACCACUACCUCACCAAAAACUCCUCCUCCACUAACUGUUCAGGACACCUUAUGUCCGGCAGUGUGUCCCUUAGAAGAAUUAUCUCCAGAUAGUAUCGAUGCUCAUACAUUUGAUUUCGAAACCAUCUCCCAUCCAAACACAGAACAACCUGUUCACCAAGCUUCUAUAGACUUGGAUUCAUUAGCAGAAAGCCCUGAGUCUGACUUUAUGUCUGCUGUGAAUGAGUUUGUGAUAGAAGAAAAUUUAUCGUCUCCAAACCCUAUAAGUGAUCCACAAAGUCCAGAAAUGAUGGUGGAGUCACUUUACUCUUCAGUCAUCAAUGCAAUAGAUAGUAGGCGUAUGCAAGACACAAGUACACGUGGAAACGAGGGCUUUGGGGAUCGGGCUGCUCUACAUGUCCAGCUGGAGAAAUGCAGAGCUGCUGCACAAGACUCUCACAGCAGUAUACAAACCAUCAAGGACGAUCUGUGCCAUUUCAGAACAUUUGUACAAAAAGAACAGUGUGACUUAGCAAAUUAUUUAAAAUGUACAGCUGUAGAAAUAAGAAAUAUUAUUGAAAAAGUAAAAUGUUCUCUAGAAAUAACACUAAAGGAAAAGCAUCAGCAAGAACUCCAAUCUUUAAAAAUUGAGUAUGAAUGUAAACUUGAUGCUCUAGUAAAAGACAGUGAAGAAAAUGUAAAUAAAAUUUUAAAAUUGAAAGAAAAUUUAGUAUCCCUUGAAGAGGCUUUACAAAAUAAAGACAAUGAAUUCACUUCGAUUAAACAUGAAAAGGAUGCUAUUGUCUGUGUGCAGCAAGAAAAGGAUCAGAAGUUGUUAGAGAUGGAAAAGAUAAUGCAUACUCAACAUUGUGAAAUUAAAGAACUGAAGCAGUCACGAGAGAUGGCAUUAGAAGACCUGAAAAAGCUGCAUGAUGAAAAAAUCGAGUCAUUGAGAGCUGAAUUUCAGUGCUUAGAACAAAAUCACCUGAAGGAAUUAGAGGACACACUGCACAUCAGGCACACACAGGAGUUUGAGAAAGUUAUGACAGACCACAAUAUGUCUUUGGAGAAAUUAAAAAAAGAAAAUCAGCAAAGAAUUGACCAGAUGCUAGAAUCUCAUGCCUCAACUAUUCAGGAAAAAGAGCAACAGCUGCAGGAGUUGAAACUCAAAGUUUCUGACUUGUCAGACAUGAGAUGUAAGUUAGAGGUUGAACUUGCACUAAAGGAAGCAGAAACAGAUGAGAUAAAGAUCUUGUUGGAAGAGAGCAGAACACAGCAGAAGGAAAUGCUGAAGUCUUUACUUGAACAAGAGACCGAAAACUUAAGAACAGAAAUAAGUAAACUAAACCAAAAAAUUCAUGAUAAUAAUGAGAGUUACCAGGUGGGUUUGUCAGAGUUAAGAGCUUUAAUGACAAUUGAAAAAGAUCAGUGCAUUUCAGAGUUAAUCAGUAGACAUGAAGAAGAAUCUAAUAUACUUAAGGCUGAAUUAGACAAUGUUACAUCUUUGCAUCGCCAAGCAUAUGAAAUAGAAAAAAAACUGAAAGAACAAAUAGUUGAAUUGCAGACUAGAUUGAACUCAGAAUUGAGUGCUCUUGAAAAACAGAAAGAUGAAAAAAUAACCCAACAAGAAGAGAAGUAUGAAGCACUUAUCCAGAACCUUGAGAAAGACAAGGAGAGACUGGUCAAGAACCACGAGCAAGACAAAGAACACUUAAUUCAGGAGCUUAAUUUUGAAAAAAACAAAGCUGUUCAAACUGCACUAGAUGAAUUUAAGGUGGAGAGAGAACUUGUUGAGAAAGAGUUAUUAGAAAAAGUUAAACAUCUUGAGAAUCAAAUAGCCAAAACUCCUGCCUUUGAGUCAGCCAGAGAAGAUUCUUCAAGCUUAGUUGCGGAACUUCAAGAGAAACUUCAAGAAGAAAAAGCUAAGUUUCUGGAACAACUUGAAGAACAAGAGAAAAGAAAGAAUGAGGAAAUGCAAAAUGUCAGAACCUCUUUGAUUGCUGAGCAGCAGACCAACUUUAACACAGUCUUAACAAGAGAGAAAAUGAGGAAAGAAAACAUAAUAAAUGAUCUUAGUGAUAAGCUAAAAAGUACAAUGCAGCAGCAAGAGCGGGAUAAAGAUUUGAUAGAGUCGCUCUCUGAGGACCGAGCUCGUUUGCUUGAAGAGAAGAAGCAGCUUGAAGAGGAAGUGAGUAAACUCCGCACUAGCAGUUUUCUUUCCUCAGCACCUGUGGCUGCAGCCCCAGAGCUCUAUGGUGCGUGUGCACCUGAGCUCCCAGGGGAGCCAGAGAGAUCAGUCAUGGAGACGGCAGAUGAAGGAAGACUGGAUUCCGCAAUGGAGACAAGCAUGAUGUCUGUCCAAGAAAACAUGUUAUCUGAAGAGAAGCAGAGGAUCAUGCUCCUAGAACGGACAUUGCAGUUGAAAGAAGAAGAAAACAAGCGGUUAAAUCAAAGACUGAAGAGAAUGGAGCAUGUGUGCCAUCAUAGUGUCAGUAUGGAUUCAGAGGACAAAAUGUCUCAGAGUUUGUCCUCAGUCUCUUCAAGGCAUUCUGAAAAAAUAGCCAUUAGAGAUUUUCAGGUGGGAGAUUUGGUUCUCAUCAUCCUAGAUGAGCGGCACGACAAUUAUGUAUUGUUUACUGUUAGUCCUACUUUAUAUUUUCUGCACUCAGAGUCUCUUCCUGCCCUGGAUCUCAAACCAGGUGAGGGAGCUUCAGGUGCAUCUAGAAGACCCUGGGUCCUUGGGAAAGUAAUGGAAAAGGAAUACUGUCAAGCCAAAAAGGCACAAAACAGAUUUAAAGUUCCUUUGGGGACAAAGUUUUACAGAGUGAAAGCUGUGUCAUGGAAUAAGAAAGUAUAGCCACAGAAGAAAUCUCUACAUCUCAUACCAUUUUUGAUUUGUCCUCCAGUGCUGAUAAACUACUCUAAAAACAGCUGGCCAUUGUUGGGUUUUUUUUUGUUGUUUGUUUGUUUGUUUGUUUUUACAAAAGUCAACAUAACAAUAUACUUCAUUGGUGGACUGCACUUACCUUUUAAGUGGCUACAUCUUAGGAACAAUAAAUUUAUUAAAAUUCUUGGCUGAAUCAAAAUGGUUUUGUUUUGUUUCCACCCAAAUAACUAGAAAUUCGGACCAAAAUAGAUGUUUUCCAAGGGCAGAGCCUGCACUGUGGCUUGUGACUAGCCUCAUUAGUUGCCUGUUAAUAAACAUUAGCUGAAUAGUUACCAGUGUUGUUACCAGCAUUUGUCCUCUUGUGAAUUCAAGAGUCCUCGCACUCUUUAACAUGUUCUUUAUAAAAUGUAUAAACCCUUCCAAACUAUUUAAAGAGGAGUGUUAUUGCAUGCAGAUAAUCAUAAUUUUGAGUUUGCCUCAGAAGACUACUAAAGCAAAUUUGUUCAUUUUUUUUUAAAAAAAUGCCCUUUAAUGUUUCAAAAAAAAAUAACAGUGUAAUUUGACUGACUUUAAGAUCAGCCAUAAAUAAUGAGCAGUCUUCAAAAGCACUUUUCACACAGAUCAUCUGGGCUCCAGGGAGGAAGAGUCUGUGCCACUGAUGUUUUCAAGUGCAGGACUCACUCAAACCUCUCAGCAUCUUAGGACUGUUUCAAGUAAUCAUAUUGAUGAACUCGUAAUUCAUGGUUGACCUUCAGAAGAAGAUAUUCAUUGUAUAUUAACAUUUAGAGGUCAUUUAAAUAACAAAAGUCUGUAUUGUAAAGGACCUGUACAAUUUUAAGACAAUAAAGAAUUGAAAGUGUAAAUGUGUGUGCCUUUUAAAGGUUACAUUUUAAAUAUAUUGCGUGAUUUCUGGGAAAGGUGAAAAAAAUGUUCUGUAUCAAAGAGAAACCUGUUUAUUAAAAAAUGUUGUUUGUAUCCUAUGUAACAGGGUGAAGUGGUGUUCUGUGGAACAGAACCAUGUAAACUCAAGGUUUAAAAGCUGGCACUGAACAAAGAUAUUGAAGUAGCUAGGCUAGUUGAUUGGAAAGAGUUUCUUCAGGGUUGUUGUUAGCAGUAAUAAAUGAUUCUUUUUCAGAAAUAUUUAAUUUCUCCAUAAAAAUAAGUUGGAUAUUUUUAUAAAUAUGUAAUCUAAUAGAAUGAAAAUGGAAUAAACAUAGUGUAUAGAAUACCUAAUUCAAAAACAUAUUAAUGAAUAAACGAACAAAUGAUUUCAUGUUUCUAUUCAGUCCUUCAAUGACAUCUUUAUAUAUAGACUACAAGUGUAACAUGACUUUAUGUAUUUUUAAAACAGUUGUAUUUGUGAUUGAGUCUGUUAGUGCAGUCUAUUUCACUUAAUUGGUGCUCUUCAGAUUUAAUAUAUGGUUUUAUGCUGUGGAAUUACUGUGUGUUCUGACACACUAACUCUCUUUCGUUAACACUGAGUCUUGUGGUCGUUGAUUGUCUUUGUUACCCAGUACUUUCAUAUUCAUCUUACCAGUGUUCACACACAUGUUCCAAGCAAGUGAGAACUAAAAAGAUUUUGUUACAAAGAAAACAAAACAAUUCCAGAAGCCUAAAUUCAUUGAGCUUUUGUUUUUACAUAGUUAAAGGCAAUAUGAACUUUGCAGCUAGAAUGAAUACCUGACUUUCAGUCUCAGAUGUGGCUUUUAGAUAAAGUUCCACAAAUGGACCCAUUGUCUGAUGUCUAAAACAGGGUACUGGAACCUAUGUAAUAUAGUUUGCACUUUCAAUGCAAAAAUUUUUAGGUAUGUGUUCAGUACUCAACAUGUUAACUGUUGUAAAGGUUUAUACGGUAUAGUCUUGGGGGGGACAGAAAUGUAUAGGGGCCCCACAGAGUUCCAGCAUCACAGGAGGCUGAGGCAGGAGCAUUUGAGCAACAGAGAAUGACAACAUCUGAAGAACAGGUGGGGAAAAACGGCUUUUACUGUGAACUUUUAAAGAAUGCUUAUGUUACAUAUGUUUAUUGUGACAGUGGUAAUUUAAUAUAAUAAAAACAUUAUAUAUGCCUGG
Mus musculus (house mouse) is the source of this 7445-nucleotide messenger RNA. It is a transcript of the gene Rb1cc1, whose product is annotated as RB1-inducible coiled-coil 1. Gene Ontology annotation, biological process: autophagosome assembly; negative regulation of cell population proliferation. Gene Ontology annotation, cellular component: phagophore assembly site; vacuole; phosphatidylinositol 3-kinase complex, class III. The coding region runs from base 525 to 5345 and encodes 1606 amino acids. Lineage: Eukaryota; Metazoa; Chordata; Mammalia; Rodentia; Muridae. The record is from RefSeq and is a predicted model, not a curated record. The transcript has 26 exons. Gene Ontology annotation, molecular function: protein kinase binding.